Molecule: messenger RNA, 5907 nt
Organism: Theobroma umbraticum
Lineage: Eukaryota; Viridiplantae; Streptophyta; Magnoliopsida; Malvales; Malvaceae
Product: callose synthase 11
Biological process (GO): (1->3)-beta-D-glucan biosynthetic process
Cellular component (GO): plasma membrane; 1,3-beta-D-glucan synthase complex
Molecular function (GO): 1,3-beta-D-glucan synthase activity
Source: RefSeq, a predicted model, not a curated record
CCUCGAGGGCCUUAAAAAAAAAAAAUCAAAAGCAAGCCUUCGAUCUCUCUGUUUUGUUUUCUCUUCUUUCUCCCGAAGUCCACGUUGCACUUUUUACCCAGGUUCUAUCUGUCUUGUUCCUCUCAGAAAACAAAAGCAGUGCUUCGUCUUUUUUAGAGUUGCAGCAAACAGCAGCAAUGGAAAAAGAAAUGUUUUGAGGGAAAUUAAGGAAAAGCGGGAGAAGUGAGUGAGUAGUAACUAACUAUGAGUGCUCCACGGCGACGUCCGAUUGCCACGCGCGGCCGUGGUGGUGACCUACGCCCGCAGCCGCUGCCAACGCCGCCAAUGCGAGAAGUUUACAACAUAAUCCCUGUCCACGACCUUCUAGCAGAUCAUCCGUCCCACAGAUACCCUGAAAUACGCGCCGUCGGGGCGCUGUUACUUCCGGCUUUAAACCUCCCGAAGCCACCGUUCAUCAUUGGAACACACAUGGACCUUAUGGACUGGUUAGGCUACUCCUUCGUCCAAAGCGACAACGUUCGGAACCAAAGGGAACACCUCGUCCUCCACUUAGCCAACUCCCAAAUGCGCCUCCAGCCGCCUCCGACUAACCCCGAUGAACUCGUCCCUAACGUCCUCCGAAGAUUCCGCAAGAAGUUACUCCAAAACUACACCUCCUGGUGCUCUUUCCUCGGCGUAAAAUCCCACCUCCACCUUUACGCUCGCCGAAGCAACAGCAACGACGUCACGCGCGAGCUCCUCUACGUUUCUCUGUACCUCCUAAUCUGGGGAGAAGCCGCCAACCUCCGCUUCGCUCCCGAGCUCCUCUCUUACAUUUACCAUCACAUGGCAAUGGAAUUAAACAAAGUUCUAGAAGAACACCUCGAUGAAUUUACCGGAAGGCCCUUCGUGCCUUCGAUUUCAGGUAACUGUGCUUUCUUGAAAUGUAUAGUUAUGCCGUUUUACCGAACGAUUAAAACGGAAGUGGAGAGUAGUAGGAAUGGAACGGCGCCGCAUUCGGCUUGGAGGAACUACGAUGACAUAAAUGAGUACUUUUGGAGUAUGAGGUGUUUUAAGAGUUUAAAAUGGCCGAUUGAUUACGGGAGUAAUUUCUUUGAUACGGUAGAGAAAUCUAAAAGAGUUGGGAAAACUGGGUUUGUUGAGCAACGAUCGUUUUGGAAUGUGUUUAGGAGUUUUGAUAAGUUAUGGAUUCUGUUAAUUCUAUUUUUACAGGCUUCCAUUAUUGUUGCUUGGGCGGGAACGAAGUAUCCGUGGGAAGCUUUGGAGGCAAGGGAUGUUCAGGUGGAGUUGUUAACUGUUUUUAUUACAUGGGCCGGCCUCCGGUUUUUGCAAUCUGUGCUUGAUGCUGGGACUCAGUAUAGUUUGGUUUCGAGGGAGACCUUGUGGCUUGGAAUACGGAUGGUGUUGAAGAGUGUGGUUGCUUUGACUUGGAUUGUUGUGUUUGGGGUUUUCUAUGGGAGGAUUUGGAGUCAGAAGAAUGCUGAUAGGAGGUGGUCUUUUGAAGCAAACCAAAGGAUUGUUACAUUUCUUGAGGCUGUGUUUGUGUUUGUCAUUCCAGAGUUGUUGUCAUUGUUGUUUUUUAUGAUUCCCUGGGUUAGAAAUUGGAUUGAAGGGUUGGAUUGGGUGAUUAUUUCUUGGUUGACGUGGUGGUUUCAUACUUGGAUUUUUGUUGGUCGUGGACUGAGGGAAGGUUUAGUUGAUAAUAUCAGGUAUACUUUGUUUUGGGUCGUGGUGUUAGUUUGGAAGUUCGCAUUCAGUUAUUUUCUUCAAAUAAAGCCCCUGGUCGCUCCAACAAAGGAGCUUUUGAGUCUUUCAAAUCUUAGCUAUAAUUGGCACCAGUUUUUUGGUAGUAGCAAUAGAAUUGCUGUUGUGUUGCUGUGGUUGCCUGUCCUUCUGAUUUAUUUUAUAGAUUUGCAAAUCUGGUAUUCGGUUUUUUCAUCGUUUGUUGGUGCAGCAAUUGGGUUGUUUUCGCAUUUGGGUGAAAUCAGGAAUAUGGAGCAACUCAGGCUUAGGUUUCAGUUCUUUGCUAGUGCAAUGCAAUUUAAUCUCAUGCCAGAGGAUCAGCUGCUAAGUCCCAAAGCAACAUUGGUGAAGAAACUUCGUGAUGCAAUUCAUCGAGUGAAGCUGAGAUAUGGACUUGGUCAGCCGUACAAGAAGAUUGAAUCAAGCCAAGUGGAAGCAACAAGGUUUGCCUUGAUAUGGAAUGAAAUAAUUAUUUCUUUGAGGGAGGAAGAUCUCAUUAGUGAUAGAGAGGUUGAGCUCAUGGAACUGCCACCUAAUUGCUGGGAGAUUAGGGUAAUUCGCUGGCCAUGUUUGCUCCUAUGCAAUGAGCUGCUUCUUGCUCUCAGCAAGGCAACAGAGCUGGCUGAUGCACCUGACUUGUGGCUUUGGUUGAAGAUAUGCAAGAAUGAGUAUGGGCGGUGUGCUGUUAUUGAAGCUUAUGAUAGCAUCAAGUAUUUGCUUCUUAGUGUCGUUAAAUGUGGCACUGAAGAGUAUUCCAUAGUCUUCAAAUUGUUUGAGGAGAUAGACUUCCACGUGCAAAAUGGGAAGUUAACUUCAGCAUACAGGAUGGAUGUGCUGCAGCAAAUUCAUGGCAAGCUAGUAUCCCUUGUUGAUCUUCUGGUGAAACAGAAAAAUGAUCAGAGUCAGGCAGUAAAUUUAUUGCAGGCCCUUUAUGAACUUUGCAUGCGAGAAUUUCCUAAGGUGAAGAGGUCCAUGGCCCAGUUGCGUGAGGAAGGUCUGGCACCUAGAAAUCCGGCAACUGAUGAAGGGCUGCUUUUCGAGAAUGCUAUCAAGUUUCCUGAUGCUGAGGAUGCUGAUUUUCAUAAGCAGCUAAGGCGUCUGCAAACAAUUCUUACUUCUAAGGAUUCAAUGCAUAAUGUUCCUCUGAAUCUGGAGGCAAGGAGGCGAAUUGCUUUCUUUAGCAACUCACUCUUUAUGAACAUGCCUCGUGCCCCUAACGUUGAGAAAAUGAUGGCUUUUAGUGUUCUAACUCCAUACUAUGAUGAAGAAGUAUUGUUUAAGAAAGGAAUGCUUGAAGAUGAGAAUGAAGAUGGCAUUUCCACCUUGUUCUAUCUGCAGAAAAUCUAUGAGGACGAGUGGAGAAAUUUUAUGGAAAGGAUGCACAGAGAAGGGAUGGAUGAUGAUGAUGAUAUUUGGAAGAAAAAGUUGAGGGAUCUCCGUCUUUGGGCAUCAUACAGAGGGCAGACAUUAUCCCGAACAGUUAGGGGAAUGAUGUAUUACUAUAGGGCUCUUAAGAUUCUUUCCUUUCUUGAUUCUGCAUCUGAGAUGGAUAUUCGAAUGGGCACACGAGAAAUUGCUUCUCAUCAUUCAUUAAACCAAACCGUGGUUGUGAUGGUAUUAAGCACCCACUCCAAAGAAACUUAGGUACGUCUGUUGUUCAAGGGACAUGAGUAUGGAUGCGCUUUGAUGAAAUUCACCUAUGUAGUCACCUGUCAGUUGUAUGGGCGGCAAAAGGCGAAAGGAGAGAGUCAUGCUGAGGAAAUUCUGUAUCUGAUGAAAAACAAUGAAGCUCUUCGAGUUGCCUAUGUAGAUGAGGUUCAGUUAGAGAGAGAUGAGGUUGAGUAUUACUCUGUUCUUGUGAAGUACGACCAACAGCAGCAGAGGGAGGUAGAGAUUUAUCGAAUUAGGUUGCCAGGGCCCUUGAAACUUGGGGAAGGAAAACCAGAGAACCAGAAUCAUGCGAUAAUUUUUACUCGAGGUGAUGCAAUUCAGACCAUUGACAUGAAUCAAGACAAUUAUUUUGAGGAGGCACUUAAGAUGCGGAAUUUGUUGGAGGAGUUCAAGACCAAUUAUGGUAUUAGGAAGCCAACUAUUCUGGGAGUUCGUGAGAAUGUCUUCACAGGCUCAGUUUCCUCACUUGCAUGGUUUAUGUCUGCUCAGGAAACAAGUUUUGUGACCCUUGGGCAGCGUGUUCUAGCAAACCCUUUGAAGGUGAGAAUGCACUAUGGUCACCCAGAUGUGUUUGAUCGAUUCUGGUUCUUGACUAGGGGUGGAAUUAGCAAGGCUUCUAGAGUGAUUAAUAUCAGUGAGGAUAUAUUUGCUGGCUUCAAUUGCACUCUGCGAGGUGGCAAUGUAACACACCAUGAAUAUAUACAGGUGGGUAAAGGAAGGGAUGUGGGGUUGAAUCAGAUCUCUAUGUUUGAGGCCAAGGUUGCCAGUGGCAAUGGCGAGCAGGUAUUGAGCAGAGAUAUCUACCGAUUGGGUCAUAGGUUGGACUUAUUUCGGAUGCUUUCUUUUUACUACACAACUGUAGGACACUACUUUAACACGAUGAUGGUGGUACUGACUGUUUAUACAUUUUUGUGGGGCCGCCUCUAUCUUGCACUCAGUGGCGUUGAGAAGGAAGCCAAGAAUAAGAGUAUCAGCAAUGAGGCUCUUGGAACAAUCUUGAAUCAGCAGUUUAUAAUACAGCUUGGUCUGUUCACUGCACUUCCAAUGAUUGUUGAGAAUUGUCUUGAACAUGGGUUUCUUCCAUCAAUUUGGGACUUCUUGAAAAUGCAGUUGCAGCUAGCAUCAUUCUUUUACACUUUCUCUAUGGGGACACGAACCCAUUUCUUUGGUCGGACCAUCCUUCAUGGGGGUGCUAAGUACCGAGCCACUGGGCGUGGUUUUGUGGUUGAGCACAAGCGCUUUGCUGAAAAUUAUAGACUUUAUGCUCGAAGCCAUUUUGUUAAGGCAAUUGAACUUGGUGUUAUUCUAGCGGUGUAUGCUUCUUAUAGCCCACUGGCUAAGGAUACUUUCGUUUACAUAGCUAUGACAAUUUCAAGUUGGUUCCUUGUGGUGUCGUGGAUAAUGUCCCCUUUUGUGUUCAAUCCUUCUGGCUUUGAUUGGCUGAAGACUGUGUAUGAUUUUGAUGAUUUUAUGAAUUGGAUAUGGUGUAGAGGUGGUGUGUUUGCAGAAGCGGAUAAGAGCUGGGAAAUAUGGUGGUAUGAGGAACAAGACCAUUUGAGAGCAACAGGUCUCUGGGGAAAGCUACUAGAGAUAAUUUUAGACCUUCGUUUCUUCUUCUUCCAGUAUGGUAUUGUGUAUCAGUUGGGCAUUGCUGAUAAUAGCACCCGUAUAACUGUUUACCUGCUAUCUUGGAUAUAUGUGGUUGUGGCUGUUGGAAUUUAUGUGAUUAUAGCAUAUGCUCAAGACAAAUAUGCAGCAAAAAAGCACAUCUACUAUCGAGUAGUUCAGCUUGUAGUUACCAUACUUACAGUACUUGUAAUUGCCUUAUUGCUGAACUUGACCAAAUUUAAGUUUCUUGAUCUUGUCACAAGUCUUCUGGCAUUCAUUCCUACAGGAUGGGGUCUGAUAUCCAUUGCCCUAGUGCUUAGACCCUUUCUGCAAUCCACUGUGGUGUGGGAGACUGUAGUUUCCUUGGCACGGCUGUAUGAUAUGUUGUUUGGAGUGAUUGUCAUAGCUCCUGUGGCAUUGCUAUCAUGGUUGCCUGGAUUCCAGUCCAUGCAGACAAGAAUCUUAUUCAAUGACGCAUUCAGCAGAGGUCUGCAGAUAUCUCGCCUUAUUUCUGGCAAAAAAUCUAUGGCAUGAUGUCAAGAGCUAGAAUGCGUUUUCAAAUUAUGAACUCUGAGCUGUCUCUUGGCUGUGUUUGAGAUUGAGCAAAAUCACUGGCUGGAAACGCUAUUGACAUCAUUGAAAAAGAGGCAGAGCUUGAUGCUUGAUUGAAUCAAAUAUCAGAAGUAAUGAAAUUGCACAAACCAUGCAAUGGUCUUCUCACUCGUGCUAAAUGGUUAUUAUCCUUCCAGGCUGAGGACUAAAUAUUCAAUAAUCUAAACUUCCCCUCCCUAUUGGCCUUGGUAAAUUGUAGUCUGGAAAGAAAAUCCAAUGUAAGGGUCAAAAACUUUGUACAGUAUUAUUUCAUAUAGUAAGUUUUUAUGAGUU